AUGGCCGACAAGAAAGGAAGCGCCUACGGCGCGCCGGCGGGCGACACCGACUUCCGCAAAACAUGGGACCUUGACGAGUACGCCGCCAAGGCCAAGGACCGCGAGGCCAAGGAGAAGGAGGAGUCCAAGGCGCGAUACGAGGCGAAGCUGGCCGGCAAGAAAUACCACAAGCCCCUGACGGGCAACGAGACAUUCACCCAGGCGAGGCGCAACGUGCUGGACCUCAGCGCGCAGGUCGGCAAGACGCAGUUGGUGCCGGCGGGCGCGGGUGUGGGCAAGCGCGGGCGCGGCGCCGGCUUCUACUGCGAGCCCUGCGACCUUACGUUCAAGGACAACAAGCAGUACGUCGAGCACAUGAACACGCCGCAGCAUCUGGCCAACACGGGGCAGACGAACGAGGUGCGGCGCGCGACGGCCGACGAGGUGCGGGAGCGUAUCGAGUGGCACUGGCAGCGGAUUCAAGACCUCGAGAAGGAGAAGGCGACGAGCCUACAGGAGCGCCUAGCGCUGCGGGAGGAGGAGAGCCUGAAGGAGGCCGAGGAGCGGAGACGCAAGAGGAAGGAGGCGGACGAGAAGAGGAGGGCGGAGAGGGAGGCGGCCGAGAAGGUCAAGCUCGAGUACGGGGAGGACGUGAGGAUCGAGGGCGAGCACGACGAGGAUGACAUGAUGGCGGCGAUGGGCAUCACCGGGUUCGGAGGGGCCAAGAAGAAAUAA
This is a messenger RNA of Colletotrichum higginsianum IMI 349063, 714 nucleotides long. RefSeq names its product C2H2 finger domain-containing protein. Lineage: Eukaryota; Fungi; Ascomycota; Sordariomycetes; Glomerellales; Glomerellaceae. Bases 1 to 714 code for a protein of 237 amino acids. The transcript has a single exon. Gene Ontology annotation, cellular component: spliceosomal complex; U4/U6 x U5 tri-snRNP complex. Gene Ontology annotation, biological process: mRNA splicing, via spliceosome. The record is from RefSeq and is a predicted model, not a curated record. Gene Ontology annotation, molecular function: zinc ion binding; nucleic acid binding.